Homarus americanus (American lobster) is the source of this 5198-nucleotide messenger RNA. Its product is annotated as acid-sensing ion channel 1B-like. Gene Ontology annotation, biological process: sodium ion transmembrane transport. The transcript has 12 exons. The record is from RefSeq and is a predicted model, not a curated record. Gene Ontology annotation, cellular component: membrane. NCBI's taxonomy places the organism in Eukaryota, Metazoa, Arthropoda, Malacostraca, Decapoda, Nephropidae. Gene Ontology annotation, molecular function: ligand-gated sodium channel activity. The coding region runs from base 3203 to 4735 and encodes 510 amino acids.
CACAAUUUUCGUGAUGACCUAUGGCAGCAGGGUCUACCAUUAGACAACACAUUAUGCUUCCAAUAUCUUUCCAGGAGGUAGUUCCUCCCUGUUUGGUAGCUGCCUACUACCCACUACCUCAAAUACAAUCAGUUAUUCAAUUUCUAUUAAUUUAUGAUUUUAACCUUAUAAAGAGAGAUCUUGUAGACUUGUUAAGAGCUUUUGGCUUAAGUGAUAUUUAGAAAUAGAGGUGGUUUUGUGUCUGAAGGCCAGUUAUUCCUCGCCUAUUCCUGUCAGACCAUCUGUUUCUUAACCUUUAAUUUUUAUUUAAAUAGUUAGAGUGCCAUUAAAACUCACUCCAUCAUCUCUCCCCUACCCCCUUUUCAGUUUCAUUCGUUAUCGUGACAAUCCUUAUUCAGAACAAGUUGUUUUUACUCCAACUUCACAUCAUUACCACCUCCAUUCCUCGCACUUUCUCCCUGUCCUCUCACUCAUUUUAAUCUACAUACAACUUGGACAUAUCAUCCACUUCAUUGUACAAUUUUAAUUGUCUUAUCUCUUGUUUACCCGGGGAGACUUAAUUAAACUAUGCGUCAUUUGUCAGUUGCAUUAACCUUCUAGUCCUUUGUAAGUAUAAAAAAAAAUUACACUAAUGCUAAGUGGUAAUCAUGUAGUACAUUUAACAAUUUGUAACCGCCUUUGUAUCUUUACCUGUGCUGUAUUGUUGUAUCUUGAUUAAUAAACUGUAUAACAAACAUUUUGGGUGGAGCCAAGUGCAGAAUCUCCUUUGUGAAUAUCUGAGAAUACAAUCCCCGUGGCUGGCGUUAAUUAACACCAGUGUCUUCCAGGUUAUGGGUGCUUAAUGGUAAUAUAAAAUUGUAAAAGAGACAACCAUUACUUACUGAAAUUAUCAAGAUUUUACUUUUUAAUUUUGAUACCGUACGAAAUGUAAUACUCGCUUGGAGCUUUUUGGCAACGGGUGAUACAGAAGUUCGGAAUGAUGGGAACAUUCUUCAGUUUUAUUAUAAUGAUUUCUCAAACUGAAAUCCACUAAAAACCAUACGCAUGUUUUGUUGAACGGUUCCUUACAUUGACACGUCACUGUAAGGACAUUCAUCUCGGAGGUGAAUUACGUACAACACCUGACCUUGCAUAGAUUCUUGCACUCUUUAACUUUUUAAAGUAGAUUUCAACACUCAUAGCGUCAUAGGUUGUAGAAUAUUAUUACUAGUUGAAGGAAAAAAUAUUUUCUUAGGGUCAGUGGUGAGGUAGCGGUUGUGACGACACUGGGUGGGGCAAGGAACACCCACACGGCGACACUUCUUAACUUGCAUCAUGUAAUCAGGAGUGGCAAUGUUGUCACCCCUCUUGCCACCUCUUCCGUUAUACAUGUUCUGUUGUUUAUAAAUCAUUCAUGGUCAGUUUGGUAUAAAUUUGACAGAAUUUUUAUAAAUCCAAACCUUGGGCUCAAUUAUCACUAUAUUCAUUCUCAAGAGAAAUAACUCAUAUUUGAUCAUCGGAAAACUAAAUAUUAAAGCAAAGAAAACGUAUGACUAGGCUGCAUGGAGAAAAAACUUAACGCAAUCCUAACUCGUGUCUAUCAUCUUCCUAGUACUGUGACUCUAGCAGCAAAGCAAUAGUAGUUUUAUAGAAAUGAAGUCAUUUAAGCAUUAGGGGUGGAUAAUUAGCAUUUUGUGUAUGUAUGACUUUUAUGUUUAAUUUUUGUUUUGGGCAAAUAUUUGCAUCUUCAGUUACGAGGAAAACUUGACGGGUGUGACAAACUUACUUUAGCUGAUGCAAUAGCUACAAAUAUACAUAAUGAUGCCAUUACUAAUAUUAGUAGUUAUAUAACAAGAUUAUUUAGUACUGUAGUUUAGCUGUAUAGUAUGACGUUACAGUGUACAUAGUAGUUAGUUAUGUAGUAGGAAGUUACGUAAGAGUUACGUAACAGAAAUUUAAAAAGAAAUAACGAGAGGUUCCAUUCCUCAGGUGGAAGGUGCAACCAUAGCGUAGUGUUUCUGUUAUGCUGGCAAGAAUUAUGUAAUAUUUAUUGACGUCAUAAUCGUUUAUUCAUCAUCAGUGUUCUUAUAAUGAUUUGUCGUCUUAAAUAGGAUUAAGUGUUAUAUGAUGACCUUGACUUUGUAGUGUUUCGAACGCUAGUGAAUUCUUUAGUGGUGUCUGAGAAAAAAGAUCCAUCUAUUAUUAUUAUUAUUAAUAGGGAAUAUGUUGACCUACUCAGAGCUAUAAUUUGUUGACUUGAGCCUUUUAUAACACCGUUCCCCGUCUGCCUGUACUUCUCUACACCUGUUUAUACCUCAUGUGUUGUAUAAAUAAGGUACUUUUCUAGUGUAAAAGGUAGAAGCAGAUUGAAGGCCGCGUCACUCGUUGGUAAGUGAAAUUCCUCGUGUAAUUAUUUCGUAAUUAAUCAUCUACUGUACCUUAUGGAACAUAGUACAGAGUAUGAAUAUUUAAAUGACAUUAUUACUCUUGUGUAAGAAUUGUGUCAACACCGAUGGACGCAAUGGCUGGGUGCUAAUAAGUGUAAGGUAAGAAAUUGUUUAUACAGUAAUGGUUGAUAUCAAGGAGCGCCUAUGACAGCGCGGCACGGACAGCAAUACCCACGAGUCAGACCGAGGUCUACCUUGGGUCACACUGAAGCCAGCCGACCCAUACGCCGCCAUCUUGAUUUUGGCAAAAGUCACUACUGGCCGCCGCUACUCAAGCACCAGGUAACAUAAAUGUUCCUGACAUGCAAUUAUAAACGGUCAGUUAUAGGGAAAAACGAACUUUGGUUGUAUUUAUUAAUAAAAAUAAUUGUGUUUGAUAUGAAGUUAUUUCAAAUAAAUACACAGUAAAUCCUUACAACCAACAUAAAUAUGACAUUAUUGACCACUAAACACGAUAAGUUUGGUGGAAGUUUGACGACUCUUCAUUCUAUUUGUAACUUGUAACCUCGAGGUGAACUGUUACUGUAUACCUCACAACUUUAGUUGACAAAAUCAUGUGAUUUUCUAGUGGAUCAAUCUCCAACAUGCUGAGGUUAAUCAGGAAAUAUUGUCUUUCUGCUGUAGCAUGAUAAUAUGGAAUAUAUAUUUUUUUUUCCGCUCCGAGCAGUGUUAACCCUUUUCAUUUCUUCCAUUUCGUGCAGUGAUGGUACAGCGAGUAGUGUGUGUGUGAACCUGAAGUCAAUGUCCAGAGCAUAAGGUAUUGUCGCUGUGUACACAUGUCCCAGAAGGUCCAUGUGAUGGAGCUCCACCACUACAGGCACACCAACAACUUUGUUAAGAAGUUCGGUGUUCGUGAGGAGUUUCCGCCCCUUCAGCCCGUCCGCUUCACACCCACUCCUCAACCCGACGUGAUGACACUCGCUGGAUCACUGGAAGUAUUCGCUCAGCACACGACGGCCCAUGGGUUUGGAUCUGUCUACCACCUCAGGAAGAGUCGGUGGGCUGCUGGUCUGUCUCUGGGUAUCACUGCCUUUUGUCUGGUUGGCGUCAUCAUGAGCGUCACUUGGGCUACGAGCAUUGUCUCCGAGGAAAACACACAGACCACGAUGCGUGUGGGUCGACAUGUGGAGGGGGCGAUGAUGCCUGACCUAGUGUUUUGUAAUUCGCAUAUCUUCAACACCCAGGCGGCACAAGAUGCAGGCCUGGACAAGGAACUGAGGAGCUACGUGGUUGCGUUGGCCGGUGGUGUGAAUCAAGUGACAACGGAAUUCAAAAACAAUUCCACGUGGAGGCUGCAGGUGGAGCGGAGGUUCUACACUUUACUGCAAGACUACGGCGGUGAUGUGCUCGCUCACCUGCGUCAAGUGUCAUGGAGGUGUGAGGACUUUGUGGUCAAGUGCUUCAGCGUAAAUGAGGAUUUAUCGGGGGUGGAAUGCUGCAGCCGGAACUUCCAGCCACUCGUGUCGUCCCUGGGCCUGUGUUACGUAGGCAGCUUUAACAGUUCAUACAACCAGCGUAUUGAGGGUGAAGCCAUGGGGAUGUCCUUCAUUUUGAGGGUACCGCAGGAGCCACCCCAAGAUGAGCUGGACUGGAACAUUUUGAAGAAGAAAAAUUUUAUAUAUUCUGGUUUACAAGCAAUGGUACGCAAGAAAGGCUUCCCCGCCACUUCGUCCGAGAAAUAUCCAAUCAACAGUGGCCAAAAAGUCAACCUCGCUCUCUAUUAUUCAAAGAUAAACAACGAAUUGUGGACCACCAGCCUAUGGCCGUGGUCGAAGCCACAGUGCACGCCUCGAGACGCCCCCACAGAGCAGCUCCUCAACACCCGGGACAACUGUUUCCUCGGUGGCAUCUAUAACACUUUUAAGAAGAUGAAUUGCUCUCCCUUGGUUUCUCCAAGCUUCUUGACAGAGAGUUACCCGGCUUGCAACAUCACUAGUAUGGUGAACGUUCCCAACCAAUAUGCUCUUUAUGACGAAACUAAAUGCAACGUUUUGUGUGAGGAAGAGAAAUUUGAAGUGAAGAUGUUGGCGACCCACCUGCCACGCAUAUAUACCACCCUGGACCAGGAACUUUCUCAGCCCAACUCAAGUUUGAGGUAUGACUUGGCUUCCCUGUCCAUGUACUACCCUAGCCUCAGCUAUACUGAGAUUAUCCUUACCAAGCCCGGUCUCGGUGACUGGAUCUCAAGCCUGGGAGGUAAAGUUGGUCUGUGUAUCGGAGCCUCCAUCAUCACUACACUGGAGCUGCUGGGGUUUUCGCUGUGGCUUGUCUACCUCUGCCUCAGGAACACUGUCCGUGCUCUCUGUUAACUUUUGCAACGACCCUUUGCCAGUGAACACUGCUGUGGUGAAGAACAAGCUCUGUUGGAGGUGUUGUGGUGAAGAACAAGCCCUCAUGGAGGUGCUGUGGUGAAGAACAAGCUCUGUUGGAGGUGCUGUGGUGAAGAACAAGCCCUCAUGGAGGUGCUGUGGUGAAGAACAAGUUCUGUUGGAGGUGCUGUGGUGAAGAACAAGCCCUCAUGGAGAUCCUGUGGUGAAGAACAAGCUCUGAUGGAGGUGCUGUGGUGAAGAACAAGCCCUGAUGGAGGUGCUGUGGUGAAGAACAAGCCCUGAUGGAGGUGCUGUGGUGAAGAACAAGCUCUGAUGGCGGUGCUGUGGUGAAGAACAAGCCCUGAUGGAGGUGCUGUGGUGAAGAACAAGCCCUGAUGGAGGUGUUGUGGUGAAGAACAAGCUCUGAUGGAGGUGUUGUGGUGAAGAACAAGCUCUGAUGGAG